UUUGGCAUCUAUUGUAAAUGUUUUCCACUCAGCGGCGGUCAGCUGGUAGCACUCUGCCCCUCUUUUCUCUCCCAUCCUCUUAUGUUCACUGCCCCGUUAGUUUCUGUUCACUGUAGAGCACUAUCACUUCUGCUUUUAACUGCAAUGCUCUUGUCUCUUCAGUGCCAGGGAUAAAAACAUGCUUCAUUCUCGGUUACAUUAACAAAACAGAAUUUACUAGUCAUACUGUACCGCUGGAAAACAGAUGUGGUUACAUCAAUGAGACAGCAGCACCAAGGAACCCAAGCCAUUCAGGGGAAGUAAAAGCAUGGAGUGGCCUUUACAUCACUUGCUCACACCUUUCCACUCAUCCUUCUGCAUAAGGAAUUGAAGUAUGGUUUAUCAUUCAUGGAAAAUGGGAAAGCAAGGUGAAUUCUGCUUGAAACAGACAUCAAAUAAUGUUAUUGUAGUAAAUGAAGAAUACACGGUCUAGCUGCAAUUUAGAUAAUACAGCUGCAAUGGUUUACAUCUCAAAUAAAGGCGAUAUUAUGUUUCACAGUUACUCCUGCUGCAGACAAGAAAUACCACAUCUACGUAGGGAGUCUGAUGCAUCAGCCUGAAGUAUGACGUUACUGCUGCUGCUGGACAAGUUUGAAAUUGUGAAUAUUGAUAUAAAGCCAGGUACCUCCUUGACAUUUAAAGGAGUGCCAGGCAGUGAAAACAGAUUUGCUAUUAACUUGGGAAAAGACAGUAAUAACCUGGCACUCCACUUCAACCCUCGAUUCGAUGAGAAUGUUGUUGUAUGCAACUCUCUACAUGGUGGAUCUUGGCAGUCAGAGCAAAGAGAGCGAAGAAUGAACUUUGCUAGGUCAGCAGUUGCUAAGUUUUCUGUUCAUUUCAGAGGAGAUGCAUUUGUUGUCAAAAUGCCUGAUGGAUCACAGAUAGUAUUUCCCAAUCGACAUGGGUAUAACUCCAUUAAUUACAUUGCUGUAAGAGGAGGCUUCAAAUUAACUUCCUUCAAAUUUGAAUGAGAAAAUGUGAAAUUCAUAUGAAAACAAUAAAACAUUGUUCAACGUUUUCUUACAA
Messenger RNA from Protopterus annectens (West African lungfish), 1065 nucleotides. RefSeq names its product galectin-2-like. The record is from RefSeq and is a predicted model, not a curated record. The transcript has 5 exons. Lineage: Eukaryota; Metazoa; Chordata; Ceratodontiformes; Protopteridae. Bases 603 to 1010 code for a protein of 135 amino acids. Gene Ontology annotation, molecular function: carbohydrate binding.